AUGCAGAACGCUAUGAUUGGAAUACGCUUUUAUUAUUCAGAAGGACUCAAAAAUUGCCUCGAUUCAUUCUUGGCUUCAAAAGAUGAACGUUUCUUCCGCGACGGAAUCCAUAAAUUGCCAGAACUAGUUUCGAUCGAUGCAGAACGCUUUGAUUGGAAUACGCUUCAAUUCAGAACAGGACAUCAAAAAUUGGCUCUAUCGAUGCAGAACGCUUUGAUUGGAAUACGCUUCAAUUUAGAACAGGACAUCAAAAAUUGGCUCGAUUCAUUGUUGUCUUCAAAAGAUGAACGUUUUCUUCCGCGACGGAAUCCAUAA
Molecule: messenger RNA, 315 nt
Organism: Strongylus vulgaris
Lineage: Eukaryota; Metazoa; Nematoda; Chromadorea; Rhabditida; Strongylidae
Source: the annotation of a GenBank genome assembly